Molecule: messenger RNA, 2840 nt
Organism: Bolinopsis microptera
Lineage: Eukaryota; Metazoa; Ctenophora; Tentaculata; Lobata; Bolinopsidae
Exons: 10
Coding region: 234-2003 (589 amino acids)
Source: RefSeq, a predicted model, not a curated record
CUACAGCGGUGAGCUGUGGAGCACCUACAAUCCGUUACGGUACAGUUGCCAGCUCCACGCCUCCCGGAGAUAAGGUUAACAUUACCUGCAGUCCCGGUCUGGAAAUUCACCCUCCUGAUCCGGUCUUCUGUGUCACCGAAACUAUUUUCUUUCCUUCUUCUUUACCCCAGUGCAAAGCGGUGCCCUGUACUCGACCCCUCGACCUGCAGAACGGCCAGAUCCUGAACAAUGAUAUGAUCCAGCCCGGAGAGGAACUACAGAUAGAGUGCUCUCCUGAGUACAUGAUAUCAUCUGAUAAGCGGGUUGCGUGUAUCUCUGGUGAUGUGUACACUACCGGAAGUGUACAUACACUCGGCACUUUGCCAAAAUGUGCACCGAUGCCAUGUGAAAAGCCCGUGGUGGAGAACGGUGUUAUAGAGACAGCUGGUCCGAUAAAGCCUGGUGACAAGGUGGCAGUGACGUGUGGAGCUGAUUACCAGAUCACUGGGCCGGGCUAUUUGGUCUGCACUUCCGCUACUGAGUUCAAGUACUGGAACCAAACCCUCUGUAAAGCUAAGGAGUGCGGAGUGCGUGUUGCCCCAGAGAUAGCACACGGUCGUCUCUCCUCUCCCACCCUCUCCCCUGGACAGGUUGUCAGCAUACAGUGUGACCUGGGCUAUAAACCGGACUGUCACGUGCCCAUCACGUGUAUAUCAGCUGACAACUUCCAGCCCAUCAAACUACCUCAGUGUCUGCCUCAGCAGUGUAAGAAGCCAGUGAUAAGAGCCGGGAUAGUGACAGGACCAACCCCUCUCAUCCCCAACAACACACUGAUAGUGCAGUGUGAAACGGGCCACACCCUCACCAGUGUGGUUCCUAUCACGUGUGUUACGUUAGAGAAAUACGAUCCACCCUUGUUACCGCAUUGUGCACCAGUGAGCAACUGCACUGUGCCACAUAUCUCAAACGGAGGCUACAUUGGCAAGCCGCCCAGUAUGAUAUCACCCGGCGCGACGCUCCGCUACGCGUGCAACAACAAGGGCAGCUACGUGCCGCUCUUCGUACCUGUGGUUACCUGCCUGACAGGACAAUACUUCCAUCCUUCCCCACCCAUAUGUGUUGCGGAGGACCAAGUACAAAGCGCCCGCCUCAACUACAACCGUGCCACCAUCUCAAUCAGAGAUUUUGAGAAGGUUGAAAUCACCACACCCACUGAAGCCAGCAAUCCACCGAGCAAGGUGGUCGGGGUACUGGUGGCUGUUAUUGUAAUCAUCGCACUGGUAGUCGUGCUUCUUGUCCUACUUUUCAGAAACAAGGAAUAUAAGCAAAAGUUAAUGAAAUUGUUUGGAGGAAGCACUUAUCUUAACAAGUACAGACCUGUAAAAGCAGUCAGAAAAGACGCUGAGCAAGGAACCAAACCAGGACCACCCACUACAAAGAAGAAAACACCUCCAGCAAAACCACCACCGCCCAAACUCCCUCCCUCAGUUCCACCUACACAACCUGGCCCUUACAAACCCAGUCUUACAAACACUCCAUCUAGACCAGCAAAGUCUGGGGCAAAGUCUGGGGGUUCAAAGAGCCAGACUCCCAAGAAACCCACCUUGUACCCACAUCUCAGCGAGACCUCCUCCGAGGUCUUAACCCAGACCAAAAACAACACAGACGCUGAACUUCCCACCUAUCCUGUGUAUAAACCUAAACCAAGUAAACCAAGUAAACCAGGUAAAACAGGUAAAGCUGACAAACCAACCAUGAAACCUGUCGCUGUCUCUGAUCUGAGGCAGGGUGGGAAGCGCAAUGGUCGCAGCGCUUUCACUGCACCCCGCAGCACUUUCACCCCAACACCGUCCAGUCUUACCAGACCUGUCACAGAAACAAGUUUCAGUACAGACUCUGUUUCAAAUAUUGACUCGAUGGACUCAGAGAGUUAUGAACAGCUUCUAAAUGAUAUGGGGUUGAGUAAAGAGGAUUUCAAGGCUAGGAUACCUAGGUCAAGAUACAUGCCAGAGGAUUAUUUGUAGUGUAUUUAUAUUAUAAAGGAGUUAUGUGUUAUAAUAUUGAUCUAUUAUAAUUAUCUGUUAAAUAAUAUUUGUCAUUUUUAAGUUAUCGUAAUAAUGUGUCUGUUGAAUUGUGUAAUGUGACCUUUGAAACCACUAGGAUUAUAAACCAAAUCCAUGAGUAUUUGGGCUUGUAUGUAUUGUCAUAUUAGGAGUAUUUUUAGAAUUGUAUAAGUAUAUUAUGAUAUUAGGAAGAAACCUAAUCAUAUUCUAAUUGUUUUUAGAUUAAAGAAUCGGCAUGAUUUGUUAAACUAUUUAAAUCUUGAUAACUUGCAUAUAUGGCAUAUUAGUAGUAUAGCAUACAGUUCAACUUUACAUAGCAAGAGAUAUUAUUAUAUUAUAGCACAGAAAUGAUAAAUCAUACUUAACUAUUUUUACAUUUUGUUUUGACCCUGAUUUCAUUUAUUUGGUCUAGAUUUCAUUUCAUUUAUUAAAAGCAAUUAUUAUAUUUUAGGUAUUUGAAUAUAACUUUCUGUUUUGAAACGGAGCUCGUUUCUCGUUACAACAUAAUAUAUAUAUAUAAUGAUACUGAGAUAGUCAGGAUCCAGAUUUAUAUUAUAUGAAUCAAUUUGAUAUUCAUAAUGCGUUAUUAAUGCGUAACAACUAUUCAGAUGAAUUAUUAUAAUUCACAUGAUUAUAAUACAUUUCAUAUCUAGCUAAGCUAAUAAAUUAACAAAUGAACCCUUUAUUUAAACUAAUUGUUUGAGAGUAUUUGUCUAAUAUUAUGAGUCUAUACAUGUAUAAUAUUAUGAUGUGUUUGUUCUUUAUUUCAUGAAUGAUAUAUUUUAUUACACAACCAAU